Molecule: messenger RNA, 699 nt
Organism: Emys orbicularis (European pond turtle)
Lineage: Eukaryota; Metazoa; Chordata; Testudines; Emydidae
Gene: CLDN10
Product: claudin 10
Exons: 5
Coding region: 1-699 (232 amino acids)
Biological process (GO): bicellular tight junction assembly; cell adhesion
Cellular component (GO): plasma membrane; bicellular tight junction
Molecular function (GO): structural molecule activity
Source: RefSeq, a predicted model, not a curated record
AUGGCCAGCCUGGCUGCGGAGAUCAUCGCCUUCCUGCUGGCCAUCUCGGGCUGGGUGCUGGUCUCCUCCACGCUGCCCACUGACUACUGGAAGGUCUCCUCCAUCGACGGCACCGUCAUCACCACCGCCACCUUCUGGGCCAACCUCUGGAAGACCUGCGUGACCGACUCCACCGGCGUGUCCAACUGCAAGGACUUCCCCUCCAUGCUGGCACUGGACGGUUAUAUCCAAGCCUGCAGAGGACUCAUGAUUGCUGCUGUCAGUCUUGGAUUCUUUGGCUCCAUAUUUGCACUGGUUGGGAUGAAGUGUACGAAAGUUGGAGGCUCAGAUCAGACUAAAGCUAAAGUCGCUUGUUUAGCUGGGAUGAUUUUCAUACUUUCUGGGUUGUGCUCUAUGACUGGUUGCUCCCUGUAUGCGAACAGAAUUACAUCUGAAUUCUUUGAUCCUACUUUUAUUGCACAAAAGUAUGAAUUAGGAGCAGCUUUAUUCAUUGGAUGGGCUGGAGCAUCACUUUGCAUAAUUGGUGGCAGUAUAUUCUGCUUCUCAAUAGCUGGAAACAGUAAAUCCCCAAGAAUGGGGUACACAUACAAUGGAGCCACAUCUGUGAUGUCUUCUAGGACAAAGGUCCACAAUAGUGCAGCAGAUUUGAAAUCACCAAAAGGCCCUCCAAAGCACUUUGACAAGAAUGCUUAUGUUUAA